This is a messenger RNA of Anopheles cruzii, 792 nucleotides long. RefSeq names its product ubiquinone biosynthesis O-methyltransferase, mitochondrial-like. Lineage: Eukaryota; Metazoa; Arthropoda; Insecta; Diptera; Culicidae. Gene Ontology annotation, biological process: ubiquinone biosynthetic process. Gene Ontology annotation, molecular function: 2-methoxy-6-polyprenyl-1,4-benzoquinol methyltransferase activity. The record is from RefSeq and is a predicted model, not a curated record. The coding region runs from base 1 to 792 and encodes 263 amino acids. The transcript has 4 exons.
AUGUCAUUAUUGGAUCCUCGCGAAAAGCAGUGCAACAGUAAUGAUAGCGUGAAUAGGGCGGAGGUUGAUUAUAUGGCCAAAUUGGUAGACCUCUGGUGGAACGUCGAUGGGAUAGCAAAAAUGUUGCACACUUUCAAACAAGUUCGAAUUCCUCUUGUGGUGGAUGGUCUGAUAGAGACCGGUCGAAUCGAAAACACCAAACGUGGCCGGUCGGAUGUGCUGAAAGGAGUGCGCAUACUGGACGUCGGCUGUGGUGGUGGUAUCAUGGUCGAAGACUUGGCCAAACUGGGAGCCACGGUGGUAGGCAUUGAUCCGUGCGAAGAGUUGAUACUGCUCGCUAGAAAGCAUCUCGAAACGGAAUCUCCCGAACUGGCCGAUCGAAUUCAGUACCACAUAGAAACGGUAGAAGAGCACGUUAAAGUUCAUGGCGCGAUUUACGACGCAAUCGUUUGCUCUGAGGUGAUGGAGCAUGUUGACGAAAAAGUUCCCAUCCUCGAAGCGUGUGCUAAGUCUUUGAAGGCUUGCGGUUCUAUGUUUGUAACGACGGAAAAUCAAACCCUGGUGGCAUGGUUCGUGUAUAUAAUUGUGCCGGAAUAUGUUCUCAACUUUAUCCCACGACUGUGCCACUUCUACGAAAAGUUCAUCAGCCCGGCCAAAAUAUCCAGUAUGCUAUCAACAUUUGACUGUAAAACCAUUCGCGUGAAGGGAUACUUCUAUGAUCGAUUCGAUAAUAGCUGGACCUUCGUGGACGAUGAUCGUAUCAACUAUGGACUGCACGCGGUGAAAGCCUAG